UCGAGGUCGGACGCUCCACCGCGAAGCCAGACCACAUCGCCAAGAUGACCAUCAACGCGCUGGGACAGACCGUGAACACGCGGGAACAGGCUUACUGCUUCUCCAAGAUGGAGCGGGUGAUCAUUGCUAUGCAGGAUCCUGAUAUGGGGGUGAAGAUGCGAAACCAGCGAUUGCUUAUCACGGUCAUCCCACACGCCAUGACAGGCCAAGACAUCAUUGACUGGUUCAUCAGCAAAUACUCCAUUUCAGACGAAGAGGCUAUGCAUGUGGGUAGUCUGCUGGUGCGGUUUGGCUACAUCUACCCUCUAAAGGAGCCUCGCGUACUGGUGCUCAGGCCUGACGAAUCCCCAUACCGCUUUCAGACUCCAUAUUAUUGGAUCUCCACCAGAUGGCCCGCCUCCGAGCUGGACUAUGCAAUUUAUUUGGCCAAGAAGAAUGUUCGGAAACAGGGACAGCUGAUCGAGUAUGAGAAGGAGAACUACAACUUGCUCCACAAGAGGAUCAAUCACACCUGGGACUUCGUAGUCAUGCAAGCUAGAGAACAACUCAGGGCCUCUAAGCACAGGCGGAAGGCUGAUCGUAUCGUGUUGGAGUGUCAGGAGCAAGCCUUCUGGCUCGUCAACAGACCACCGCCAGGGUUGUUGGAUAUUUUGGAACAUGGACCUGAGAGAAAAAGUGGACAGAACUCCCGAGUUCAACUGAACAGCGACUUCUACAAGAAAGAGAUUGACCACACCCGAAGGAACAUGGGAAGGAACCGUGUUAAGUCUUCCAUUUGCCUUGAGAGCUAUGUGAAGUACAGUGAGCAGUAUGCGGAUCAUGACCCGGUGAUGGCAGGCUGUCUCCCUAGCAACCCCUGGAUCACCGACGACAACCAGUACUGGAGCAUGAACGCAGACACGGUCGCUAUGCCAACCAAGCUGCGUGUGGAGAGGUGGAGCUUCAGCUUCAUGGAACUGCUGAACGACCCAAUGGGACGCAAAGAACUGAUGACAUAUCUGGAGAAGGAGUUUAGCGCUGAGAACUUGUGCUUCUGGGAGGCGUGUGAAGACGUGCGGCACGGAGAAACGUCCAAGAUCCCCAGCAAAGUGGACGAAGUUUACAAGCAGUUCUUGGCUCCGGGUGCGACGCGUUGGGUGAACAUCGACAGCAAGACCAUGGAGAGAACUCUGGAGGGCAUCAAGCGGCCGCACCGAUUCGUACUCGACGACGCCCAGCUCCACAUAUACUUCCUCAUGAAGAAGGAUUCGUACCCGCGUUACCUGAGGUCGGACCUGUAUAAGAACAUUCUCGCUAAAGCCAUCGUCCCUCAGGAGACCAAGAAGAGUGUGUUUCCCUUCAUGCGUCGUCAGCGCCACUCCAGCCCCUCCCCUGCCAUGAUCACAUCAUCAGCCCCGCCCACUGCAGACGCAGCAGCAGCAGGAGCAGCAGGAGCAGAGGACGGGAAAGCACCACAACAGUCACAGGCCUAA
This is a messenger RNA of Engraulis encrasicolus (European anchovy), 1472 nucleotides long. RefSeq names its product regulator of G protein signaling 11 (gene rgs11). Gene Ontology annotation, molecular function: GTPase activator activity. Bases 45 to 1472 code for a protein of 475 amino acids. The record is from RefSeq and is a predicted model, not a curated record. Gene Ontology annotation, biological process: positive regulation of GTPase activity; G protein-coupled receptor signaling pathway; intracellular signal transduction. NCBI's taxonomy places the organism in Eukaryota, Metazoa, Chordata, Actinopteri, Clupeiformes, Engraulidae. Gene Ontology annotation, cellular component: plasma membrane; cytoplasm; neuron projection. The transcript has 17 exons.